Epinephelus fuscoguttatus (brown-marbled grouper) is the source of this 11094-nucleotide messenger RNA. RefSeq names its product gamma-aminobutyric acid type A receptor subunit alpha4 (gene gabra4). Gene Ontology annotation, molecular function: inhibitory extracellular ligand-gated monoatomic ion channel activity; transmitter-gated monoatomic ion channel activity involved in regulation of postsynaptic membrane potential; GABA-A receptor activity. Bases 493 to 2160 code for a protein of 555 amino acids. Gene Ontology annotation, cellular component: synapse; GABA-A receptor complex; neuron projection. Gene Ontology annotation, biological process: regulation of postsynaptic membrane potential; signal transduction; nervous system process. NCBI's taxonomy places the organism in Eukaryota, Metazoa, Chordata, Actinopteri, Perciformes, Serranidae. The record is from RefSeq and is a predicted model, not a curated record. The transcript has 9 exons.
ACAGAGAGGGGAAGAAGUCCGUGUUGAAGUCAUUUCAAAGCAGUGCACGUCUAAUCUGUGUCCUGACCAAAGCAGGUGUGUGUGAGAGGGAGAAGGAGAAAGCAAACAGAGACAGAGAGGGGGGGAGAGUGGAGAGAGGGAGGGAGAUACAGAGGGUGAGACAGAGAAGCAAACAGAGAGGAGAGAGAGGGAGGAUUGCUUCUUUCUCUGGAUGCCAGCAGCAGCAGCAGCAGCAGCAGCAACAACAGCAGCAGCACUUCAUCCGGACCAGAGGUGACCGGGGCUGGGGGUGAAGGUGUGUGUGUGUGCGUGCGUGUGUGUGUUGCGCGUGUGGAGAGACUGCAGGAGCGGGAGAGAGGCUCAACUUGCUCCCCUCUCCGCCGCCGCUCUGUCCUCUGUGUGCGCCGCGGCUCCUCUCCUCCUGUUCUCCGGGACACGGGCAGGCAUCUGGCGUGGUGAGAUGUGAAGAGGCUUGAAGUAUGGCAUGCAAAGAUGGUUUCUGCCAAGACGAAGGAGACGGUGACAGCGAUGUGCCCCGCUUUUAUUCGGACCCUCUUCUACUUUUUCUGUUUGGCGACUUGUGUAAAGAAAAUCUCUGGACAGACAAAGAAGGAUGAAAGGAUAUACCCGGAGAAUUUUACGCGCAUUUUAGACCGACUUCUGGACGGCUAUGACAACAGGCUACGACCCGGAUUUGGAGGUCCCGUGACUGAGGUCAAGACCGACAUAUAUGUAACAAGUUUUGGGCCUGUCUCAGAUGUUGAAAUGGAGUACACAAUGGACGUGUUCUUCCGGCAGACGUGGGUGGACCGCAGGUUAAUGUAUGAGGGCCCGAUAGAGAUUUUGAGGCUGAACAAUCUGAUGGUGACUAAAGUGUGGACCCCAGACACCUUCUUCAGGAAUGGCAAAAAGUCAGUCGCUCACAACAUGACGGCCCCCAACAAGCUUUUCCGCAUCAUGAAGAAUGGCACCAUUCUGUACACCAUGAGGUUGACUAUCAGUGCUGAAUGUCCCAUGAAGCUUGUGGACUUCCCCAUGGAUGGACAUGCAUGUCCUCUCAAGUUUGGAAGCUAUGCCUAUCCUAAAACAGAAAUGAUCUAUACUUGGACCAAAGGGCCUCAGCAUUCAGUCGAGGUCCCUCCUGAGUCCUCCAGCCUCGUUCAGUAUGAUCUCAUCGGCCAGACGGUCUCCAGUGAAACCAUUAAAUCCAUCACAGGUGAAUACGUGGUGAUGACGGUCUACUUCCACUUGAAACGUAAAAUGGGCUACUUCAUGAUUCAGACGUAUAUCCCCUGCAUAAUGACAGUAAUCCUCUCCCAAGUGUCCUUCUGGAUAAAUAAAGAAUCAGUCCCGGCACGCACAGUCUUCGGCAUCACCACCGUCCUGACCAUGACAACACUCAGCAUCAGCGCUCGCCACUCCCUUCCCAAGGUGUCGUACGCCACAGCGAUGGACUGGUUCAUCGCUGUCUGUUUCGCCUUCGUCUUCUCUGCCCUCAUUGAGUUUGCCGCCGUAAACUACUUCACCAACGCGCAGAUCGAGCGGGCCAAAAAGAAGCCGGCCAAAUGUCCCCCGGUGCCCCAAACCACGCCUGUCAAGGUCAAGGACACAGAGGAAGUGCUGCAGAAUCCUGAUAGCAAUGGUAACCUGAGAAAACGGAUGAAUUAUAUCUCCCACCAAGAGUCCAGCAGUCAUCAGAGAGCUCAGUCCACCACCAACAUCUCAGGAGUGGGGAGAGCGAGACCGCUGCGACCUUUAGCCAGCGGAGCCAACGGCAGCUCGUCCACCCUGUCCCGCUCCAGCCCCAAGUCUGAGAGCCUCCUCAGCGUGGCCUCAUCUUCUGCCCAGCUGGUGAAGAGUACGCCCCAGGCUGCUGCUUCCACACCAGACGUGAUGGCGGGGACACCGUGCAAGCAGAACGCCAGCUCCUCGUCUCUGCAGCAUCUGCUGGGGCCUAAGCUGGAGCGCAUUCAGAUGAUGGGGAACAAACUGGAGCUAAAGCAGACGCCGUGCUCCCAGCCCACCACUGCUGGUAUGGGCGGAACCAGCAAAAUUGACAAGUAUGCACGGAUCCUGUUCCCAGUGUCUUUUGGGGCUUUUAAUAUGGUCUACUGGGUGGUUUACUUAUCAAAGGACACGAUGGUGGCUAAAGGUGGCUAGACUUUGCUCUGGCAACGAGAGCAAAGAUCUAUUUCUUUCAACAGAUGGAAAGCAAAUAAGGAUUAUGGGAGUUUGCAAACAAUAAGAGGAAACUAUCGUUCUUGCCAAACAGAUAAACAAAAUGUGCUUGCCAAGCACUUCCGUAUCCUGGAGAGCACAUUUAUUCGUUUCUUCCUAAGGUCCUCGAAGAGCAAGCAUGGGAACAAAUCAACCAAAUUAGAACUAUCUGACUCAACAUAAGAAAGAACACCUGCACACUGGAAUAUGCUACUGUCCUCUUUAUAUCGUGCUAUGUCUGACUGUAAAGGUCUGCAUCAUUGGCUUCAACUGCCUCAUGAUCCCUUUUGGCCUGCAGUCAAGAUAAAGCAUUGGGAUUUUUUCAUUUUCCUAUUUUUGUACCCUGCACCUGGCAAGAAGUUCAGAUGUAUACACCACCGUCCUCAAAUGAACUACACCUACGCUAUGUAAAUAUAUGAAUUUAAUAGGAUAAAGUGAUUUAUAUUUAAUGAAUACAGUGUACUUUCAUUUGAAUAAUAAGACUUGUUGCUUUGGUGCCAGCAGGCUAGAUGAUGCACAGUUGAAUUACCUGAGAAAACAAAUGGACUCUGGCAGUAGUGGUGUUCUUGGAUUUUCACUUUAGACAAAAAAGCAUUAUUUCCUGAAUGCAGGCCAGAUAACUAAACAACAUAGAUAGGUUUUGAUCAGAAUCAAAGUUCUCAAGCCAGGCUGAGUGGAGCUUUGGCUGGGACUACAUCAACCCUAAAAAAGCCUCUCUUGUACAGUACCUACUUGCAAAGCAUCUUACAAGAUGGAUUCACUAAUCUGGAAAUACUGAAAUACUGAAGAUGAAAUUUGGGGAUCAGUCGAGUAGAAAGUAGUAAAGACAAGUUAUUAAUUCAUGUAACAGUAGGAUUUAAGCUUCUUUCCAUCCACAAUGGGUUGCCAAAUAGUAGACAAAGAUUGUGCAAGUGAUUAAAAUACAGUCCUAGCAUGAGGGAACAGAAACAAAAGCUAUUUGCCAGCAGGUCACUGCAGCAAUAAAAUAGUGAGUUGGUUGUUUGUUUAGGGACAUUUUGGCAUGUACAAAGAGGAAUGUGACCGAAUGGUUCAACAACUGCUCCAGGGGAGAGACUCAGGAGCUCACUGCUGUCAUCCGCCUUCUUAAAGUGUGUCUAACAGAUGUGACCUGCUUUAUGUGUUUCUAUACCCUUUCAGUUUGAACACGUAUUACAUUAUUUCACCGCAUUUCACGGUGUUAAUCUUGGGAAAUGUUUCAUGUAAGUGGAUAAGGUCUGUGGAGCAGAGCCUAAACAGUGUUGUUAUCAAAGCUGCAGUGGAGCUGAAACACGCCACAUUUUUAAGGUUGAAAAAAAAGGAAAGGACAGUAAAGUAGAAGAAUUUUUCAAUUAUUCAUUCAGCUACUGUUAAUUGUGGCAGUUCCAGUCAGGGUAAUGGGAUUUACUGUAGUCACACUACAUUACCAGCAAGAAAAACCUCUAAUAGAAGUCUAAGUGCAGUACUGCCUCAACCCUGCUCUUUCUGUUUAGGGGUAGGGUUAGGGUUGUUUAUCACAUCAUUUUUGAUUUUUUUUUUUUUUUUCUUCCAUUUUUUCAUUUUUGCUGAGUGUUAGAUGAGAAGGUUGAUACCACUUGUAUUGGCUUAGCUUAGCAGUAAGACUGGAAAUGGGGGAAAGUGGUAGCCUUAAUGGGUCUAAAGGUAAUAAAAUCCCAACCUGGUCACACAGACAUAUGUGAAAUGACCACAUCCUCUUAACAACGCGUGGUUGUGGUAGACACACCAAUUCCCAACAUCAUGCAAUGGGCAGUGGUUGACGUUACAACCCCAUAAGUACUGUAAAGAACAAAAAAAUCUGUGUAAGGAGGCGGUCGGGUGGUUGAUGGGUUAAACAAACAAGGGACUUUCACCCAGGAGGAUUGUGUCCUGUGUGAAACCAAAAGUCAGUGUCAAAUCAAUCAAAUGAGUUAUUUCAACUUAACGGACUUAGGCACUUUACAUAGUUAUGUAACGUCCCAUACGUAGCGAACAAAUGUACUUCUUUUAAUGGAAUCCACGACCUUUUUCGAAACCUCACCAAGCAGCUUUGGUGCCUAACCCAUCUGUACCACCAUCGGUGUUGGGUAAGGGUUACUUUAACAGUAAUCAAAGUACGUUAACUGCGCUACUUUUAAAAAAGUAACCAGUUAUUUUACUGCGUUACUCCCUGAGUAAAGUAACUCAAUCACUUUAAAAGUACUUCCAACGUUACUCCCUGAGUAAAGUAACUCAAGCACUUUUAAAGUACUUUUGAGUAUUCUACAUUUCCUAUUGGGCAAUGGACCACAGGGCGCUAAGCCUACAUUUUUUUGUCUCCAAAAUUAAAGUUAUGGACCACUUGCCCUUCACUGAGAUCCAGUUCUCCCAUCACAGCCGUCACUUUGACCAGUAGAAACACAGAACGAUCUGUUGCCGUAGACAACUGUAUGACAACAACACCCCAGUGUUUUUAAUAUUUCCUCUAGGGAUGUUACCACACAGAGUAAAAGGGGGAAAUGAUGGUGUGAAACAGCAGAGGCACUUUGUCAACCCGCUGAGUUAACGUUACUGUCAUUAGCAUCAAGCUAGCAAACAAUGGUACAUCCUCACAGUCGGACAUAAAGUAAUAACAUUAACAAAUAGCAGCGGGGCUUUUACUCACCACAACUGCAGAGGCUCCCAGCUUCAUUUGAAACAAACUACAUUAUAGACGGUCCGUUAUUUAUUAAUCCCUCUGUGUGUUUAUAGAUUUACUUUUUAUCCGCUCCGUUGUCUUUGUAAAGUUAACAUAUCGCACCGUCAUUUCAAACUCAACACUUGUUUCAAAUUAAAAGCCCCUUAUAACCUCGGCUAGAGAAUCACUCCAUUUUCUAAAUAGGCUUUUAUUCUGAAACAUCUGUCAGAACUUCCUGUGGAAGACACAGUAGCUUGAUAGUUUACAUAUGGCGCUUCAAAUGUAGCUCCUGCCAUCUGCUGACGCUUUUAGGUGACUACAACAACAUGUCGGCUGGCACAUGAACAGACACAGUUCUGGCAGUGACUCAAAUAAUAGUGAAAGUAAUAAAAAUAGGAUAAGAAUAACCUGAUGACAUCACACAUGCCGUGAAAGACGACCGGGGAUAAUUGGUGAGUACCAGCGUGUAGUGUGUACCAGGCAUAAUGCAAGUCCUGAGUCUGAAAUAUGUCUGUCAGCGAGUCCUACUCUGCCUGUUUAGACUUCACCGUAGACAACGGCAGCAUUUCUCUGACCACGUAGCGAGCCACAAGCUCCGUGGGUUCUUUCAGACUGAUAGAUAACGUUAUCUCCGUUAUUAGAACCAAACGACAGCCGUUGCUGUUUCGGAGCUGAAGGACCAGCGUUCUAAAAGUAACGGAAGUAACUGAUGUCUUGUUUGAAAAUGUAUUUACGUAUUUGAUUACUCAAGCUGCAAACUAACGCUUUAGGUUACUCGUUACUGCAAAAAGUAAUCAAAAUACUUUGUAACGCAUUAUACCCAACUCUGACCACCACCUUGCAGUGGUGUAAGGAAGUUAUGACGGACCCUAGUGUGCGCUAUCGUGCACAUAUUGUCUUGGAACAAAUAGAGGCUUGACAUUAGACAACAUCAACAUACAUUUUACCCAGCAUUCAUCAUUGCAUAUCUGACAAAAAUACCACUGUAAGUAAGAAAUCAAUCACUUAACUGAAUAGUUUUUAUAGUAUAUUUUAUAGCCCGCAUAGAAAAAGCAUAUAAUUUUGAUUUAGAUAGCUACUGACUAUUUCAGAAAAUAAAAAGAUUUCUAUUUUUUAUUUCUAUUAUUUUUCAAUUUUAUGUCUAUUUUUACGCACCUGCCAACUUGUCAUUUAAAACAUUACUUGCUGCCACCGUAUAAUGUGGUGUUAAGAGGUUGUGGUCAUUUCACGUAUUUCUGUGAAAUCUGGUUGCAAAAUCUGUCUACCAGCAUCUUAAAGCUCACUAACUUCACUAAGUAGACUCCAGGAAGCCAGCUAGCAGGCCUGUUUCCAGUCUGUAUGCUAAGCUAAGCUAACUGGCGUCUUGCUGUAGCUUCAUCUUCAGGGUACAGACAUGAGAGUGGUAUCAAUCUUUUCAUCUAACACUUAGCAGGAAAGCGAAUCAGCAUAUUUCCCCAACAUGUCAAACUUUUUUGUUUAACAUCAUUUUUGGCUAGCUCCAUAGCUCACUCUGUUGGUUGGUCGGUCAGUCCAUGAACAUUUCCCCACCCUUUGGCACCCAAGGGUUUUGCCCUAAGAGGCUGAAAUUUAGCAUUGAGUUCAAGUGUGUUUGCGUGAUGAGUGGUCUACAGCAAAAAUAAUUUAUAUAUGGAUUUGCAGACUUGCCCAAGAUGUUGUGGAAAGACUGGUCGUCAUGAGCCAAAGCACAGCUGAUUAAUUGUUUGUGCCAACUGGCAAAAAGGGGUAAUGCAUGGAUGUAUGUGCAUAUGUGGUUACAGGUGUUGGAAAUUUGUGCUUUUUAAAAAUCCUAUUGAUCUCUGUGGACACAAAAUAAGUCACAUUUUUACUUGUCCUCCAGGUAAUGUAGAAAUAGCCCAGAAAACCUAGAACCGUAUUGAAAAUGGCCAAAAAGUCACUGAAAAUAGCCUCCUGUGUGAUCAGGGCCGUGUGCAGUUUCGCAAUUGGGUGACCCUCAGGGGUAAUGAAAGAGACUGCUGAUAAUUGAAUCUUUGAAUGUGUGAAGGGCAUCAUUAUCUAAAUAUCACAAACAUGACGUCAGGACACCGUCCUCUCUGCUGUCUCUUGUUCUGUGUCACUGACUGGUAGAGGUGAAGCAGGGGAUUUAUUGUCAUUGUGUCCGUCCUCUGGACAAAGUGACAUAUUCAGUGAUUACCUGCUGUGUGUAAGUGCAAAGACGACUUCAACAGAUGUAUGUUACAUAUAAAGUUCUUUGUACAUUAAUCAGUAACAGAGGUCCUGAAACAUCUGGUUAAAAGAUAAUUAACACGAUAUUGUCCUCAGUAUGUUUUGAUAAAGGAAUCACAAAAGUCUUGCUUGACUGAUAGAGUAUUUUUCCUCAUGGCCUAAUUUAUUAUUCACUGGAGGUUGUGUAAAAGUUGAAGGUUAAAGAGUCGGUGGAUGAGCUCAGCUCUACUGUACACCUCUGCAGACAGAGAUGUCAUAUGGACAGGGCGCGUGUGGGGAUUCAUGAUGCAGCGGGUGCCUGGUUCCUUGCUCUAAUAGCCACAUCAUCCAUGCAGUCAUGGUUGUUGGCCCUCGUCGAUCGGUUAGUCUAACAGGAGUUAUGAUGCAGCCACAGUGGCGACAAGCACACAGGCUGAUGGACAGAUCAAGAUGCCCGCCGCCACUCACCUCUCCUAAACGCAGUCAUGUGUGAAAUUGAUUUUGCCGUUAUUACCUCCCUGUUGGCCUCACUCCCCCUCGCUCUCUCCCUCUGUCUCUCACAACAGUGUACAAAAUACAUCUCAUCAUAAAAAACACAGAACAUCCAUGUGCUAAUGAGGACCCUGUCAACAACAGAUUGAUGUUCAGUGUUUAUGUGGCGCGAUUCUGCGCCUCUAAAUGUGCGCAUGAUUGAUGGAGCUGCCAACGCCAGGUUGUGGGUUUUCUUUUUUUCUUGACAAACAUGCUGUUCUAGAUGACAGACAGAUAGUUAAAGAUGCUCCACACGCUCACGCUGCCAUUUUGAAAGCUGACAAGUUGCACGUUUGUGGAAAAGUUCAACCGCAUCCUGGGAUCAAGCUCUCAAUUAAUCAUUGUCAUCUCAGCUGUUUAAAUAGUUCAAUGGCAUCAAAAUAGCUUUUUCACAAGCUACAGAGUGCAGAUGGCUGGGUAAAAUGGGGCAUUCAUUGUAGUUUUAGAGCACUUUGGAAGUAAAUUGUGGCGUAACGCUCCCUCUAGUGGCUCAACUGACCCCUUUUUUAUUUUCAACACAAUCCUAUUUGAGGACGUGCUCUUCUAUUCAUUUUGAGCAGGCAGGAGUUGAAUGGCACAGUGGAGAAAGCAAUCCAGCUUAUUGCCAGUCAGGUUUAUUAAUUAACAUGACGACGAGAGUGUAAUUCAGCAUCUGCUUGCCUUGUAUGGAUGACUGGCCACACGACUGUUGAUUUUCACUGAGGACUGAGGCACUGAAAAAAGAACAUUACAGGCUCAGGACACUAUUACAUUUGGGAUUCUACUGCUCAUGACUGGCUCCAAAUUAUAACAGUGAACCGACAAUAAAGCACAGAAUGGGAGUCUUUCAUUAACAUCAUUGAUCACUGACCCUAUUGACUUCACAUGAGCUAGUUAAACUGGCAGAAGUGUGUUCAGAAUUUUGAAACAGACCACUAAACUAACCAUUUUUUUGCUUCUUUUAUUAGAGGCCCAAAAGUGUGUUUCACUUUGUUUAAGUCCAGUGUUUUGUGCUGACAAAGCAAGGCUACCUUUAUGUUAUGUCUUUAAUUCAUAUGGGACUUAAAGACACAAAACGUACUGGCUGUAAGGGUGAUCGCACUCACCUUGUUUUAUGUAAAAAUAUACAGUUUAUCCUCAUAACAGAGUGACUUUGAAACUUGUAUAUUUUUAUGCACAGUGGCAAGAGAGCAUUUUGAAUAUCAUGAAAUAAAUAAUGUAAGUGCAAUCAAGACAGUGAUAUAGUGUAAUAAUGUGCCCAUUUCCAGUCAAUACAGUACUUGUUCAAAGUGGGAAAAAAAUGAUCAUUAAGAAGCAAUGUGUGAGAUUUAAGGGGGAUUUAGUGGCAUCUAGCAGUGAGGGUUGCUGAUUGCAACCAUCUGAAACUUCUCCUGGUUAGAAUGCCUUCAGUGUUCAUUGUUGAGGAGUUUUUUUUAGCGGGAGCUCAAUUAUCUGCAGAGGUGUCUUCCUCUCCCAACCUCUCUUUUUCAAUCUUUGUCUUAGUCAAGCAUGGCCACAGAGGAAGGUAUCAACCUGAAACUUUGUGUACAGAGUCAAACUGAGUGUAAAAUUAAGUCCUUGAUGUCAGAGAUGAGAUCUGUUCACACUCUUAAUGGCACAAACAAGAAAUUUGGCAAAAUUGUGUGAUCACACUGCGCAGAGCAUUUCAGUUCUAACAUCCUGAGUGGCAUGAACCACUAGAGGGCGCAACAUACUGUGAUUUCCUUAUCCAAAUGACUUCAGAUGAUCACAAUCAGAUGGCUCUCAAAACAAUGUGUUAAUACAGGCUGAUUUUGCAGAUAGGUUAAUGUGUAAUUUCCUUGUUUUAGGGUGAAAGAUCUAUAGAUGGUAUUUUAUUGUGUUAAGCUUGUGCUCUGAGAGUGGGGGAUUCAUGGGCUCAAGCAACAUGAGGAAUGGUUUCAUUUCACCAGCCACUCUCAAGAGAUUAGCACAGUAACAAUGUAGGUCUCCCCUCCAUAUUAUUAUUCUCAUCACUCAUCUGUCUUCAGAGAUGAGAAUCCUUCAGGCUAAAUUUCGCCCAUUAGAGAGAGGGGGUCACUGAUGUAGGGUGAGUAUCUGGGAUUUCAUGAUGUAAACACAGAAGCUUUAGACAGGAAAAGGCCUCAACUUUAUUCCCAAAUUUGAUCAUAUUUUUUACGUACUGUAUUUUGGUGUUUUGGGCUCAGUCCAGUGUCUUAUAACCUAUUUGGGCUCCAGCUAAGAGACAUAGCGGGGUGUAUUUUGGUUAUGUUUUGACUACAAAUUUGCAAUUAAGGAUUCAUCCCAAUCCCACUGUUACUUGUUGUGUCUGAUACUUUAUGCGUUACAUGUAAAAAAUAUUUGGAGGCAUUUUCUAAAGUUCCCAUUAAUCUUUUUUUAACAUUCUUUUUGACACACUUUUCAUGCAGCUUGUGUAUCUGAAUGGUUUGACGUGUAAUAAGACCUCAUUUAACCCAGUUUUUGGAAUGCCAUAGGCCAAGAUAAUUAACGUGUAGGCCCUUGGUAGUUAAUGGGAUAAUACAUUCUAAUUUGUAUUACACUCUCUAGCACAUGUGCAAAUCAUUUUGGGGGUUAAUGACCUUACCAGUGAAGCAGGACGACAUGAUUCCCAUUGUUUGUCGUAGUGUCACGACAUUUACUUACAUAACCUGCAGGUGCAUGUUUGCACUGGUGACACAGAACAAUGAUUUGUGGCAUUGUGAUUUUUAUGAAUCCCUCAACAAUAUUACUCAAUAGUAGGAGCACCAAUUACAGCAAUAUGUAGAGUAUUAGAUAAGCCACACAAAGACAGCAAUAAUGUAAACAAGUGCAUAGAACACAACAUACAGUAUGUACACAACCUUAACUUGCUUCCUUACAUAAACUAAAUUGCACCAAAGGACUCAUUACAAUGCUUUUUCAUUAUGUAAGGAUUUAAGAUAAACACUUUAAUUGAUUCAACUCAUAAUCAAACACUAACAGACCCUCGAGCUGUAAUAAUAUUUGAAAAGAAGUGCAGAACUUUGAAUGCACAGGUUUGCUGGUGAUUUUCUGCAACGUUGCCUGAAUGAAACAGACUUGUGACAAUUAAAAUUGUGUAUUGUGUAACUUCGUAUUGAUGCCACGUUGAAUUUAUCUAAAGGGUGACAACAAACUAUGGUACUAACUGUACAUCGUUCCAACUUGAAUUGUUUGUCCUCUCAAGUUGUUGAAGUCAAUAUGCUGAUGAAAGUAUUUUUUGAACUAAUGUUUCAUUUAUUAGUCCUUAUCCAAUGCUCUGUUUUGAGGAAACAUGAUUAAAAAUGCUAGACAAAUCCCUGCCUUACGUUUUAAAUUCAUUUGAUAAGAAAUAUACUGCUGAACAGCCGACUAUAUGACACAACCAGGAGACACAGACCAUUUGUGUGUAGUCUAUGUCAAAUUGCUGUUGUGUCAGUCUGUUGAUGGAUUAGUUAAGAUCACAAUUGCACUGGUGGACAUUUACCAUGUGUAUGACAAUCUUAGACAAGCAGUGUUCAUUUUUUUGCCACUUGGGGGCAGCAGAACAACCUAAA